Colletotrichum truncatum is the source of this 609-nucleotide messenger RNA. Its product is annotated as Pep1-like protein. Lineage: Eukaryota; Fungi; Ascomycota; Sordariomycetes; Glomerellales; Glomerellaceae. The record is from RefSeq and is a predicted model, not a curated record.
AUGAGAGACCUUGAGAAGCGCAGCUCCUUCACCGUUCCCGUGUGCCGAUUCCGUGAGCCGGGGCCUCGCAGCGGCGGGCAGUGGCUGUUUAUGGACGGCUACGGCGACCGCACUGGAACAGAUGUGAACACCUUCAAGCUCACAUGCCAGGCAUCCACCCAGCACGCCGAUAUCAUCUAUAGGGUCCCGGGACAGUGCGAAUCAGGACAGUGGUGCGUCGAGUACCACGGCUACAGUGAGCUCGGACAAGCUGGCCAUGACAUUGUCUGUGUCGACAAGGGACAAAUUCACACUUGGGCCCUCAACAGCUUCCACAACCCGGGCAAAUCGGCUUGCAGUGCCGGAUGGAACAACAGAGGAAAAACCAACCUCAAGGCUACCUUGGAGGUUGACGUCAUGGAUUCUGCCGGGCUGAACCGCAUUGCGCCUCAGGAGGUCUACUACCUGCUCAACCAGAAGCGCAUCGGCGUUUCUCGUGGAUAUGACUCCGAAGUUGGAUCAGGCUCAGUCAUCAUUCCCCCGGGCGGUUCACUUCAAGCUUGCGUCACCCCUAUUGCUGGUCAGAUUUUGAACAUGCUGGGUGCUCUUACCUCUCUUGUGAGGGUCUAG